CACCGCGCACCUUCUCCCGCCACCUGCAGCUGCGCUGGCGCCGCGACCACCGCUGCUGCUGCACCUGCAGGCACGCGUCACGCCGCCAGCUGUGCUGUCUGCACCUGACGAGUCCGCUAGCGCUCUGCAACUGACGUGUCACGCCUCGGAAACGUCGCUUGAGGACUUUUGACAGUGGUACCGGUUUAUUUUAUUCAGUCCAAAUUCGCACAUCGCGUUUCUUCGAAUCCGCGUAGGUUACCAUGAUAGACACGACAUUCUUGUACAACUUUUGAUAGUUCGGACAUUUAGUAUUUCGUCCCUUUUUUACAAUUUUGCAGAGGUCUGUGCACUCCUUUCAGUCGAAGUAAUGUAAAAUGUGGCGAUUUAAUUGAGGUAAUUGCUCUAUAAGACCAACUAACAGUGAAGUGCUUUGGUUGUAAAUAUCUGUAUCUGAAAGGAAACAACGGAUAAGGACUGUCAUAGUGGAAGUUUCUGGGUAAUUGAGAGUGAGGAAAGAGAUCAUAUCAGUAGUGUUAUAUAAACUGGCUUCAGUGAGGAUUAUUUAUACAUCGUAUAUAUUUAGUCUUACGUCGAACCUUUUCAGCAUCUUGUCACAAGCCGACGUAAGUGGAAAAGACUGUGCUUACAAAUACUAGGUCGUUUAACACUCUUGUUUCUGUGCUUCAUAUACCAAGCUGGUGCAUUUGUUAGAUAGAAUAACGCUGAGCGGAUGAAAAUCAACGUCGCAAUUUUAUUAUUGCCAAUUAUGUGUGGACACUUGCUGAAGACGUAGUGGAAGCUGCACCCGAUCAGUGUGUAGCUAUUAACUCAGGUCUCAGUAUCAGUCCCUGAGGAACACCAUAUUUACAUUCUAAGCCCGCUGCUGGAGACCUACCGUCAUACGACAAGAAUUCCCAAUCGACUGGGGACACUGCAGAAGUAGCGCAACCGCAACAUUUAUUUAAUAACUGACGCCCCGGCAUCAGUCCUGUGGAACACUAUAUUUGCUCUUUCUCAUCCGGUCAUUACAAAACUGGUUUCAUGUAUUGGCUGUUUUCAGUCGGUUGUGGACACUGACUGCAAAAUUGGUGACAUUAUUGUAAUAAUAAUCUUUAAUCAACAGCUCUGGCCAUAGCGUCCAUCCCGACAGGACAUCGCAAUUGCCCUCCCACGCAGCCAGUAUAAAAUUGGUGUCGUGCUAUCGACUGUUGUCAGUCCACUGUCGACAGUAACUACACGACUGGUGAUACUGCCCUAUUACUAAUGUUCAAUCAACAACUGAGGGCCCAACAUUGAUCCCCGUGGAACACCACAGUUAUUCGGUCACUUGACGCCACCCGGCGUGGCCCGCCAGCGUCGACGUACAGACCGAGUGAUAACCGUGUGAUGCUCGUGUCCAGCACCGCCUGAGGCCAUGGCGCAGAGAGCAUCACUGCUGGUGUUGACACCGCUGCUGGUGGUGGUGGUGGGAUUGUCCCUCGUGAUGCGACUGCCCGCCGCCCACGCACGCCAGCCGUCGCCCCUGGAGCGCUUCAUGCACGCGCGCUUCCCGUCCACGACGGAGUCGCCGCUGCAGCGCGACUGGCCCGGUGACGAUUACGACUCGGACAGCUUCGACGACGACGACAUCGACGACUACCAGGACAGCACCAGCAGCACGGCGCCGCCGCCGCCGUCGCCCCCCAGACAGCACGCUCCCUCGGAGCCGAUGUCGCCGCACAGCCAGCAGAAGUGGUCGCUCAUGGGAUCGCGGGCGGCCGUCGACGCCUUCCGGCACUCGCGGCUCAAGCUCACCGGCGCCGGCUCCAGGACCUCUGCCGAGAACGAGGUCCAGCUGGCGGUGGAGAACGCGCUGCGGGUGAACCGCGAGCACGAGUGCCGCGUGCCGGCGGCGCGGCUGGUGCGCGUCAAGGACGAGUACCCGCACCCCAACAAGCGCUACAUCCCGCACUGCGCCACGCUGCACCGCUGCGGGGACGACGCGGGCUGCUGCCACUCCGACACGCUCACCUGCGUCGCCGCCAAGGCGCACUCCGUCACCCUCUACUUCUACACGACCACGGCAGGGUCGCGCGCCGUGGUGGAGAAGCUGACGUUUGAGAACCACACGGAGUGCCGCUGCGAAGACAAGCUGGACGCCGUGAUGCCGCGCGACAUGCCAGACACCCAGCGGCCUCUGAGGGGGCCCCACCAUCACCACGAGCCGCAACAGCACCACAGCAGCCACGCGGCCGGCUGCCGGUGCCCCAGCGCCUUCUCCGCGCGCCGUCUGCACGGCGGCGCCAGCUGCCGCUGCGAGUGCUUCGGCCACCACGCCGGCUGCGCCCGCCUGCGCCGCGGCAAGGACUACUUCUCCACCAGGGACAAGUACUGUAUUCAGAGCGGAGAGUGCGCUCACCCUGACUGCGAGUACGGGCCUUACAUCCGCAAGGCGGGCCGCUGUCCACGCAAGAGGGAGCGGCUGUCUGCGUGGGACAAGGCGAGGCACUGAGCGCCCUGCUGAAGAGGGGUCCAGGCGGAGGCACCGAAACGUCACGUCGCAGUCACGACUCGACACCAGCGGUGGUCACCUCUCAGCUCAGCUGUUGCCGGCCAGCGGUGGUCCACGAGACCUAGACGUACCACGCUGUCAACAGCGACCACUCUCCAAAACUACACUAACCACGCCGUACCGCUUCCUCCCGUCUUUAGCCUGCCGCUCACUCUCGUGAUAAUGGUCGCGUAAUUGUGAUUCCGACUCUGUGCAGAUUAACUUGUGUCCUAUUACGGUUGAUGAGUUGCUGUCACAGUCGGUCAGUGUGUUCUGAGGGAACCAGUCCUGCGUUUCAGGGAGUAGAUGUAUUUAUCGGGAUACAUGCCAUCAGUAAAUGACAACAACGAUCAUAUCGAACGAUUCAGUGCCAGAUUUCUGGUAGGAAAUUACGUAGAUAGCUGUGAGUAAUUAAAAAGUAUGUUCGUGGUGAGCAAUGAACGCAUCACGUCAUAAAGGAAACUCACAAAUCAUCUUACUAUCUUCACUGGUUACACUCACAAGGGAACCUCCCCAUCGCACCCUCCUCAGAUUUAGUUAUAAGUGGCACAGUGUAUAGGCCUUGAAAAACUGAACACAGAUCAAUCGAGAAAACAGGAAGAAGUUGUGUGGAACUAUGAAAAAAGUAAUCAAAACGUACAAACUGAGUAGUCCAUGCGCAAGACAAGCAACAUCAAGGAGAGUGUGAGCUCGGGAGCGCCGUGAUCGCGUGGUUAGCGUGAGCAGCUGCGGAACGAGAUGUCCUUGGUUCAAGUCUUCCCUCGAGUGAGUAGUUUAAUUUUUUAUUUUCAGACAAUCAUCGCCACACGUACUGUUUAUCAACAAAUGUAGGAAAUAAUCAUACAAAUGUUCGACAAUCUUUCGAUCUGCCUUACAGUUCGGAAAAUAUUCGUUGACAUUGUUACUGAAGUCGCGAGCUAUAUUUGCUGGAUUCAUAUUGCCCACGGAAUGCAUCUCACAUAUUUAAUACACUCUCGUCCAAAGUAGCGAACAGUCAACUGCCAGCCAGGGAGCCACGUUAGCAGGAAUACUCUCUCUUCCGUGCGCUGUAGUCGACUGACGUCAUGUGUUUCGAUGUUUGUUUAGGUGUAGCGUCGUCAUACUACGGCGCAGUUGCCUGGCAUCGGACGGACGGAAGGACAGAUAAUAAUUGUCUGAAAAUAAAAAAUUAAACUUUUCACUCGAGGGAAGACUUGAACCAAGGACAUCUCGUUCCGCAGCUGCUCACGCUAACCACGGGAUCACGGCGCUCCUGAGCUCACCCUAUCCUUGAUGUUGCCCAUCUUGCACAUGGACUACUCAGUUUGUAUAUUUUGCUUAUUUUUUUCAUAGUUCCACACAACUUCUUCCUGUUUUCUCGAUUGAUCUGUGUUCAGUUUUUCAAGGCCUAUACACUGUGCUAACUUAUAACUAAAUCUGAGGGGGGUGCGAUGGAGAUGUUCCCUUGUCAGUAUGUUUUAGAGUGAUGUCUUCUUGUUUCCACUUCCAUCUUACUGUAUCCGUGCCAGCAGCUAGUAAGCGCAUCAGCUGGUUGCGGCGCUUCAGUCUGAGCUACCAAUAUUGCCCCUCACUUCACAGUGUAAAGACCUGUCUGCCACAGUAUCUUCGCUAAUCUUAUUGCGCUUGGGAUCAAGGCAGUUUGCUCCUACCAUUCCUCAAGGCCAUCUCCCAGCUGACAUUUCGUGGUGCCUAUUCCUACGAGACUGUUCAUGAACAGCUUUCUCUACAUACAAAAUUGUUUGGAAAUGCAAUAAUUACGGCGGAAGGGAAGAACGAUCAACAAGUGUCUUCUAAAUAUCUAUUUCAGCUCUAGCGAGAGAUGUCACAGUUGUUCAUACAUUUAUAUUGGACGAGUCAGUGACGUAAGAAAGAAAUGUAAUCAGAGUUUUUGAGAAAUCCAAUUAAACUGUGAAUAACGUAGACAGGGAACAUGAAGCCAUGUUUCAUAGCUAAAAGAUUCCUCAUAUUAGAAAAUUAAAGUUCCUCGAGUGAAACGAAAGUUUUGCUUGUUUUGUUAGCAGGGAGGGAAAAUUCAGUUGUUUCUUUUCUUUAAUGUUACGCUCGCCGCAAAAUGAUGACCGAAGAACAGAACCAUAAAAGUAGACGUUACUAAGUCAAUGUUUUCUGAGAUGCUACGCGUCGUUCAAUGCUGUGAUGGCGUCGCAAACUGCAAGGUGUGUUUCUCGUCACUCGUGCACAGCAAUUGCUUCUCUUUUACUUUUUACAGAGUCGAUGUGAGAAUGCUGACAACACCUUCCGUCAGGGAGUUCGACUUCUCUGAGGAAGACGAUUAAUGCGUCAUCCAAAGCCUCAACAAAGGGUGCCGUUAUAAGAUGUCAAUAAAGCAAUAUUUGACGUCACAUCCUCCAGCCAACACUGCCAUUUUACUGAGAACAAUUUUUAUUCAUUAACAUAGUUUCUAAGAAAAGUGUGUAGGUUAUAACGAAAGUAAGCCAAUGUAUAUAAGAGUAAAUGAUCAUGUGUGCUGUGUAUGACUAGACUUUAUAGUAUCAAAUGUAAAGUUUUAUAAUGCUCUUGAAUGGUGAACAUGACAUUAAAAAAAUUGUAGUUUUAAGACA
Molecule: messenger RNA, 5091 nt
Organism: Schistocerca serialis cubense
Lineage: Eukaryota; Metazoa; Arthropoda; Insecta; Orthoptera; Acrididae
Exons: 6
Coding region: 1397-2473 (358 amino acids)
Biological process (GO): hemocyte migration
Cellular component (GO): membrane
Molecular function (GO): growth factor activity
Source: RefSeq, a predicted model, not a curated record